AGUCAGCCAUCUGACUAGUUGGAAAAUUAACCACUGACGAAAAAUAUGAUAAGCCUUAGGUUUCAACCAAGCACCACCGCCGGUGUUUUAUCGGCGUCAGUGAACUGCGCCGGUUUUAUCAAGAGGUGCGGUUCGACUAAACCGGGAAGGGUUGGCCGGUUUGUAACAAUGGCGAUGGCGGCGAGUCCUCUCGAAAUCUGCGUCAAAGCUUCUAUCACCACACCCAACAAGCUCGGAGACUGCCCUUUUUGCCAAAGGGUGUUGCUGACAUUGGAGGAGAAGCAUGUUCCUUAUGAUAUGAAAAUGGUGGAUUUGAGUAACAAACCAGAAUGGUUCUUGAAAAUUAGUCCAGAAGGUAAAGUCCCAGUGGUGAAGUUUGAUGAGAAAUGGGUUCCGGAUUCAGAUGUUAUAACACAGGCUUUAGAAGAGAAGUAUCCCGAGCCUCCUCUUGCAACCCCACCUGAAAAGGCUUCAGUUGGGUCGAAGAUCUUUUCCACAUUUAUCGGUUUUCUCAAGAGCAAAGAUUCAGGAGAUGGAACUGAGCAAGUUUUGUUGGAUGAGCUUAGUACAUUCAACGAUUAUAUCAAGGAAAAUGGCCCAUUCAUAAAUGGAGAGAAGAUUUCAGCAGCAGAUUUGUCCUUGGCACCAAAGUUAUACCACAUGAAGAUUGCAUCGGGACAUUACAAGAACUGGUCUGUUCCAGUUUCGCUUCCUUUCGUCAAAUCCUACAUGGAGAAUGUUUUUUCGAGGGAAUCAUUCACGAACACACGGGCGGAAACAGAGGAUGUAAUUGCUGGUUGGAGACCAAAGGUGAUGGGUUAAGAGAUUAGAUGUUGACCUCAAGGGAUCAUCCUCCUUGUCUUCUACUAAAUGUAAAAGCAUAAUAAUAAAAUCUUAUUCAAAGUUACCUAUAAUAUAUACAUUUAUUAUAUAGUGAAACUGAAAACUCUAGUGUGACGUCCCAGUUGGGAAUUAGCUUGCAUAUAAGUUUAUUGUACCCGCCAAUAUUUACUAAAAAUGUUACUCAUCA
Molecule: messenger RNA, 1030 nt
Organism: Arabidopsis lyrata subsp. lyrata
Lineage: Eukaryota; Viridiplantae; Streptophyta; Magnoliopsida; Brassicales; Brassicaceae
Product: glutathione S-transferase DHAR3, chloroplastic
Exons: 6
Coding region: 46-822 (258 amino acids)
Biological process (GO): ascorbate glutathione cycle; protein glutathionylation; cellular oxidant detoxification
Molecular function (GO): glutathione dehydrogenase (ascorbate) activity
Source: RefSeq, a predicted model, not a curated record